AUGAGAACAAUUGUAAGGGUCAGUAGAAAUGUACAUCCGAGUCCAACGCCAACACCAAGCCCCAAUUUUGCUGGUGGUGAUAUUGCACCGUUGUUGCUCGAAUGGAAGGAUGGAACGGGUGAUGUGGUGGAGAUUAACGAAGUUAUUGAUGUGGUAAGGGCGUCGCAUGAUGUUGAUAUUGACGUUGGAGUUGUUGUCGGUGUUAUGUUAGCUGGCGUGAAGGUCCUUCUUGUUGGUGUCAAUGCCUCACUAGUUGGUCUCGGUGUUGAGCUAACUGACGUCGUUGUGGACGACGACGACGAUGAUGAUGGUAAUGACAGCGUUGUCGUUGUUAUUGUUGAAUCUUUUGCCCUUUUAGUGAUAUUGAAGGAACGGCUAGCAAAGAAGCCCGGGGUCUCCGGCUCAUCGGCAUCUCGGAUCUGGAAGAAGAAAACAUUACCAUCGUCUAGGCUUCGCUGGGUCGAUACGAUCCAGGUAAAUGUUGUAACAUCUGAUAUAUUUGCUGUGAUCUACCGUCAGGUCGAAAUAUGA
Messenger RNA from Aspergillus bombycis, 531 nucleotides. RefSeq lists its product as uncharacterized. The coding region runs from base 1 to 531 and encodes 176 amino acids. The transcript has a single exon. The record is from RefSeq and is a predicted model, not a curated record. NCBI's taxonomy places the organism in Eukaryota, Fungi, Ascomycota, Eurotiomycetes, Eurotiales, Aspergillaceae.